Bacidia gigantensis is the source of this 1605-nucleotide messenger RNA. RefSeq lists its product as uncharacterized. Lineage: Eukaryota; Fungi; Ascomycota; Lecanoromycetes; Lecanorales; Ramalinaceae. Bases 1 to 1605 code for a protein of 534 amino acids. The transcript is spliced from 4 exons. The record is from RefSeq and is a predicted model, not a curated record.
AUGUCCACCUACGAAGGUACUGUACUUGUCACGGGAGGCACUGCCGGGCUUGGGUAUCACGCUGCCCUGCAGAUUGCAAAACAGCAUCCGGAUUAUCUUGUUAUCAUUGCAUCGCGAACAAAUACCGAUUCCGCAGCUGAAAAAAUAAACGGCGUCACCGGCCAGCAAAAUGUCGAAUUUCAACCUCUGGAUCUUUCGAGUUUGGUGAACGUGCGAGGUUUCUACGAAAGUUAUUCGAAAAGGAGUCAUGCACCAAUCAAAGCGUUACUUCUCAACGCCGGUCUCCAGUUCCCCAAUCAGGCGGAGUACUCGGUUGAUGGGAUUGAGAAGACUUUUGCGAUCGCUCAUGUUGGUCAUGCCUUGCUCUUCUAUCUUCUACGAUCAUCCCUCGCUCCAGACGCUCGAAUCGUCAUUACGGCCAGUGGUGUCCAUGAUCCCGCGCAGAAGACAGGAAUGCCACCUGCCAAGGGGAAGAAAUGGACAGUGAACUCUUUUGAUCCUGGCUUAAUGCCCGGCACAGGCUUGGGAAGGGAGUACCGCGGGCUUAUACGCUUCAUGUGGGAUAACGUUCUACCGCGAAUGCUUCCACCACUUAGACUACUGGUCAGUUCGAAUAUCUUCUCGCCGGAAGAAUCAGGGCAAAACCUCACUAGGCUGGCUGUGGGAAAUGAUGUAAAGGGCAUUAGUGGCGUCUACUAUGAAGGCAAGAAAGAGGUAAAAUCUAGCGUGGACAGCUACAAGGAACUGUUGCAAGAGGACUUAUACGAAUGGACUGUUGACGCAGUGGCGAGCAACGAGAAGGAGAAGACCUCGAAACUGGCCGAUGUUGAGAAGAGGAUUGACAAUAUCUAUAACCUAUUGCAAACCGUCGGUGCCUCUCAAGCGGCGCCACCAUCGACUGUACCUCAAUCACAGAGCGGUAAAAGUAAUAUAGCUUCGGAUUCCGGAAACUUUCCAUCAAAUGAUGAUCUUUCAUUAUCACAGUCGGCUGCCAUGUUUCCACCAACUCCAAGCUCGUUGAAUACCGAAGAAACAACGGCGGGUCUCUCGGAUGUAAUCACAAAAGGCAUCCUUAGCUACGACGACGCCGAGGAAGCCCUGACACUGUUCAAAAGUGAUUAUGCUGCAGUAUCUCUAAAUUGGCCGUCGAAUGACCCUGAUAUGUCAUCUCUGCGGCAUGAUCAUCCAUUUCUUCUGCAGUCAGUGCUUACUAUCGCCUACCAAAAGGACGCGACAACUCAACAGCGCCUUGAUUCAGAGCUACGAGAGACUAUGGCGCGUAGAGUCUACGUUGACGGGACUAAGGACUUAGAUCUACUGAAUGGUCUGGUAGUCUAUGUUCAAUGCAAAUGUAUUGCUAGGGAUGGUUUAAAGGCAUUCACAGAUAGAACUCAGAGGUUGAAAGUCUGGUGGGAUAGAGUUGAGAUGUUUGGGGCCCUAGGCGGAGAUGGAGGCGAAGGGAAGGAGGUAGAUAUGAUGAAUCCGUUGAGCUUGGAUGAGAUCAUGAAACGGGAGCGACUGCCAGGCGAAAUAGGCUCGGAGAUGGAUUUCGAAGGAAUGGGACUGGGCGAUUUUAUGGAUUUUGAUUUCAUGACUUGGUCAUAG